Molecule: messenger RNA, 4312 nt
Organism: Fopius arisanus
Lineage: Eukaryota; Metazoa; Arthropoda; Insecta; Hymenoptera; Braconidae
Gene: chp
Product: chaoptin
Exons: 9
Coding region: 113-3985 (1290 amino acids)
Molecular function (GO): protein binding
Source: RefSeq, a predicted model, not a curated record
UCACAGUCAUGAUUGAAGGGUGACUGCAAAGUGAAGAACUUCCAAGUAGACAUAGUUACAUUGGUUAGUUGGACGCGCUUGUACGUGGAGGACAUCUGCCUUAACUGCCAUCAUGAAUCUUUUGGCGUUCGUUAAACUUGGCUAUGCCAUGACGAUUGGUACUCUUCUUCUGAUGUUCUGGGCUUCGAUGGUCAGAAUGCACGAGUUGCCAGUGCAAUAUCCUCCGUGCUUCUUCAACCCGCUCUGUACUUGUUCAAAAGCAAUUCCAGAUCUUGGAAUCGUUAAUUGCGAAAAUGUACCGAUGCCCAGAAUUCCACAACAAAUCAAUUCAUCUAAAGUUUUUAUUCUAAAAUUGGGUAACAACGGAUUGCGUCAUAUUCAGCCUCAAUUUCUCGUUACUACAGGGCUGUACAAUCUUCAAAUAAGAAAUAAUCCCCUAUCCGAUAUACCAGAUGAGGCGUUUCUAGGGCUUGAACGAUCGUUAUGGGAGCUAGAGUUACCGUAUAAUCAGCUUGUCGCAGUACCCAGCAAAUCAUUUAGGCAUCUUCAAAAAUUAAAAAUUCUCGACUUGACAGGUAAUCAGAUAUCAUCAAUUGCGGCAGACAAUUGGCGAGGACUCGAAAACUCUUUACAAACAUUGCGACUUGGAAAGAACACGAUUGAUAAACUCCCUGCCGAUGCUUUCUCUGGUCUAAAAUUUCUCGAAACAUUAGACUUGAGAGAGAAUAAUUUGCUGGAGAUUGACUCAUCUGUCUUUAGAGAUGGAAUGGCACAUUUGUCUUAUCUCUAUUUGAGUGGAAAUCAGUUGACGAUGAUACCAUACAGUCAGAUAUCGCCUUUGAAACAUAUGAAAAUACUAGAUUUAAGUUAUAAUCAGAUUCAAAUGAUGAUUCAACCGCAAACUGAACCAGAAAUUAAAGGAUUACAAAUCUCGUUGGAUACACUGAGACUCGAUUGGAAUCAGAUUGAGACUCUACCAGUUGCUUCUUUCCAGCAUUUCUUCAAGAUCAAUAAAACCUAUUUGAAUGGAAAUCCUAUUGCACAUGUGGAGGAGGGUGCAUUCCAAAAUUCCAAAAUCCGAGAGCUCUAUUUUACGGAUUGUGAUAUCAGGGAAAUCGAUUCAUCAUCAUUGAGGGGUUUGGAAUCAUCGCUAGAACAUCUGGACUUAUCUGGCAAUAAUAUAACAGAUUUUCCAAACCAUGUUUUUCAAGAAUUUGAUUUUUUGAGAACUCUAAUUUUUAAAGAGAACAAGAUUACAACGUUCUCUCCACAAGAGGUAUUCACCGGUUUUCAAUACUCACUCUAUAACUUGGAACUAAGUGGAAAACAAAAUGCUGCAGUAUCCCUCCAAGAUCUUCGUCAGAUGCGAAAUUUGCGAUUCCUAUCAAUAUCUAAAAUGCCCCAAACCACUCUAUCUCCCGAUGACUUUCUAGAAUUCGGAAUUGAUGUCAAGGAAUUGCACAUAAUUCAGAGCAAUCUCAACACCAUCAAGGGUCACACCUUUACCCACGUGCGGGGAAUAAAAUACUUGGACUUCUCUGAAAAUGAGAUUUCCUCAAUUGAAGAGACUGCCUUCUCUGAGGUGGGGCAUUCACUAAUUACUCUCAAGCUUGCUCAUGCAUUGUCCAUGACCGAAGUGCCAGCGAAAGCAUUUUCAGCACUUACAAAUCUUCAGUACCUCGAUUUGAGUAAUAAUCAGCUUCGCUCCAUGCCUGAAAACUCAUUCCAUUUUUUGAAGAGAAUCAAACGAAUAGAAAUCCAAGAUAAUGAAAUUUCGGAAAUUAAGAAAGGAACAUUCCAGGGGGACAUUCACUCCACACUGGAAGAAAUAAAUUUUGGUUACAAUCAAAUUUCAAACCUCCAAACCCAUACAUUCGUCGAUCUAGCAGCGAUGACAAUUCUCAAUCUCCAGGAUAACAAAAUAGAAAAGAUCGAGAGACGUACAUUUAUGAACAUGAAUCGUCUCAAGUAUCUGAAUCUCAGAGGGAACAAAAUGAAAAUUAUCAACGACGAAGCCUUUCAGAAUCUUCCAGACUUGGAAUUCCUCGACAUGGCUUACAAUCAACUCGCUGAAUUUCAUUUUGAAUGGUUCGAUCAAGUUGGAACUCUUGCAGCACUCAAAGUAAAUGCCAGUCACAAUGUGAUGACACGAUUAAAAAUUAAUUCCUCGAGUUAUCUUCCGGCAACUAACACUUAUUUCUCUGCUGGCGGAACUCUGCAAUCGAAUAUUAAGGUUUUAGAGCUCAGUUGGAACAACAUCAGUGACAUUAUGAAAUUCUACUUCCGUCCCGUUGAGUAUUCAUUAACUCAUUUGUAUAUGUCACACAACGAGCUGAUGAACAUGACUCAAGCUGUUUUCGGAUCCCUUCCGCAUCUCCAAUGGUUGGAUCUUCGUUACAAUGAAAUCAUGGAAAUUGAGUUUGAUUGUUUCAGAAAUACCAAGAACAUUCAAGUGCUUCUACUGGCCCAUAACGACAUCAUCGAUAUCCCUGCAGAUGUCCUAAGGACGCUCAAGAAACUUCGGAUUUUAGACCUCUCUCAUAACAGACUGAGAACACUUCCAGAUAAUGUUUUCACUGAACCUAAUCUUGAAAGUCUCGAUUUGUCGCAUAAUCAGUUCAUGAGGCUGCCAAUAAAAUCACUUUCUGGGCCUGCUGCAGGGUCGCUCUCAGUUUUUGAUAUGGGAUGGAAUUUACUCUCGGGAAUCCAUACGACUGAUUCAAUCUCUAGGCUUCGGGGACUUAACCGUUUGGACAUCUCGUAUAAUCGCCUAGUGCGUUUGGAUGACGGUGUUUUCUCUGAACUCCCCCAUUUGACUGAUUUGGAUUUGAGCCAUAACAAGCAACUUCUCCUGGACAGCCGAGGUCGUACUUUCUAUGGAUUAGAAGAUUCCCUCCUGAGCCUUGGUCUCAGUAACAUUUCCUUACUGAGUGUUCCCGAGCUGCCCUUCCACCGGCUUCGAAUACUGCACCUAGCCAACAAUGAGCUCGCUUCAAUUCCUGCCGAGCUCGCUUCCAACCUCUCUUCCCUUCAUCACCUCGACCUAAGCCACAACGAUCUCACGGUCGUUCCUCUAAUCACCCAUACACUCUCAGAGCUACGCACUUUUAAUCUCGGCUAUAAUCCAAUUACUGCCGUCACCAACACGAGCUUUCUCGGUCCAGCAGACAGUCUCAUUGAGCUUGAUAUCCGAAGACUUCCUCUUUGGAGUUUCGAGAGUGGCGCCCUUUGUAAAGCAUCCAAACUUCGUUUCCUCCAUCUCACUGCCUACACUGCUAUAAAAAACUUCAAUUUUCCUAAUUUAUUGGAACAUAAUCAUGGCCUCCGACAUCUCCACAUAGACAUAAAUAAUGAAACAAAUCUUGAAAAAGAGAUGAAGGGAAAUUUUCCAGCAAAGCUUUAUAACCUUACUUUCAGUGGAAGAAAUUUCAAGUCCAUUGAUAAAAAUAUCUUAAAAGGAAUCAAAUCGCCUCAUCUUCAUUUUGCUCUCUAUAACACCUCAAUCACUAAGGUACCCAAAGAAAUGUUUGAGAAUGCCGGAUCUGUUCGAAAUGUUACUAUUAAUCUCUGGAAUAAUGAUAUAAAAACAUUGGAGAACCCUUCGAAUGGACAUAAACCUGGGGCUGCUAACAAAAAAUUCUUAAUGAGGCUGAGAAUGGCAGGGAGUCACUUGAAUUGUGAUUGCGAUAUUGGCUGGAUUGAAGGCUGGCAGAGAAAGCAGAGACAAUAUCAGGAGGACAGGUGUUCCUAUUUACCUCUGCGACAGUAUAAUUUUGAAAGAGAUGAGAAUAAUGAGUACAGCUGCUGGGAUAAUGGCUGGGAUGAUGAUUUGAGGGAGAGUUAUUGUUCGAACAAAAAUAACAAGUCUGUCCAAAAAACUCUAAAGGAUGAUAUAGAGUGUGGAUGGUCGUUGGCCAUCAGGAGUUUUCAGGUCCCUUGGCUUCUCACCAUUAUUGUCCCCAUUUUUGUACUUAAUACUUACUGAAAUCUUCACACACACUAAUGGAAAAUUUUCAUUGUCUGUGGGUGAAUGGGGUAAAGAAUACAUGAAUAAUAAGCUUCACAAAGCCUCUCAUGUUAAUUAUUUUGUCAAUUUGAAUCUUUGAACAAUUAUUCGGUCUAUUUCUCUAUCUGGCAAUUUAUCGAGUAAAACUAUCUUCUGAAAUUUUCAGCUCUUCAGAUUAUUUGUUAAAAUCUUGAAGAAUAUUUGAAGAAAUACUUGGGUAACAUGCGUGCAGCAAGAAUUAUGUACUGAUUAAGAACUAAUGUAAGUUUCAGAUGAAUUAAGAAUAAAUGAAUUGUGUAGACGAUA